AUGGAGACACGGUCCCUGAGAGGGGAGAGGGACCCGGGCCUGCGGCGGGAGGGGCCCCGAGGGGCGGCGGGCCGGGCCGGAGGCGGCGGGCCCCGGCGGGGCGGGCCCUUGCGGGCGGCAGACGGCGGAGACAGAGGCGGGACACCCGGGCGGGGGGUCGGGCCGGCGCAGGACACUGGGGCGCAGGGAGGGGGCGGCUGGAGGACCCGGACCCUCGAGAACCGGGCCUUGGGUUUGGACCCGGGCGGCGAGAGAGGAGGGGCAGAAGAGGCCGAGGAGACAGGCGCGCGGCGGACGCGAGAGAAGGACACGGGCGAAGCGCCCAAGACGUUCUUUCCCGGGGUCGCCGAGCCCUCCUUCUCCUUCGCCUGGCACGGCAGCACCGCGGGACCGGGGGCAGUGCGGGGACGCGGGAGUCUGGGCUGCCGCGGACCUCAACUGUUGCUGCUGGUAGUCGCCGGGGCGGAGGGCGGGGAACAGGGCCGGGAGAGGGGCCGGGGCUGGGAUCGACCAGAGCGAGGGGCUGAGAAGGCGAGAGGGAGUGAGAAGGGAGUGAGAAGGCGAAAGGGGGCUGUGCGGUUCCCCAGCCUGGUGCCCUGGUUUCCCCAGGUCUGCUGGGCACCUGCUGCGCACCUGCCUCCGCGCCCGGACCCCUUCCCCCGCCGCGAGUCCGGGUUCUUCCCCUACAGCUCUGCCCCCUCUCUGCCCCAGCCUAGCGCUCUCCUCCCUGCGACCUGGGAGAAUCGGAGUGGCUUCCAGGGUAGUGGCCUCUUGCAGAUGCUGGCCCGUGCUCGGGUCCCGGGCUUCCAGAGCGCGAAGGGAAGGGUGGGCAGAGAGGGCACUGCGCGAGCGUGGUCUGGCGCUGGGCCCUGGCUGCGCACCAGCAGGCUACGCCGGUCUCUGGGGGCUUCGCCCAGGAUCCCCGACGGCGGAGAGGGGAAGCCCAGAGCCUCCUGUUUCCCGCCUAGGCGGGCAGGGCGGGGACACGCGGAGCAAAGGCACCCGGCAGCCUGAACCCCCAGGUGGGUCCCGUGACCCUGCAAGGAGCUGCUGGGUGAGCAAGACGGGAAUUCCCGCCCGAUCCUGACGCCCACCCCAUUCUUCCACUCUGU
This is a messenger RNA of Cebus imitator (Panamanian white-faced capuchin), 1112 nucleotides long. RefSeq names its product collagen alpha-2(I) chain-like. The record is from RefSeq and is a predicted model, not a curated record. The coding region runs from base 1 to 1014 and encodes 337 amino acids. NCBI's taxonomy places the organism in Eukaryota, Metazoa, Chordata, Mammalia, Primates, Cebidae. The transcript has 2 exons.